This is a messenger RNA of Yamadazyma jaroonii, 774 nucleotides long. NCBI's taxonomy places the organism in Eukaryota, Fungi, Ascomycota, Pichiomycetes, Serinales, Debaryomycetaceae. The record is from the annotation of a GenBank genome assembly.
AUGCCGAAGAAUACAUUAUAUGUUACAGGGUUCUCAAAAGAUACUAAAGCCGCUGAUUUGGCCCCUGAUUUCGAGAAAUUCGGUGAAUUAGUGAGACUCGAUAUCCCACCACCAAGAACUGACGACGGUGAAAAAUAUGCAUUCGUUGAAUACAAAACUUUAGAGGAUUGUGAAAGCUCAAUGGAAGCUUUGAACGGUGCCAAAUUACCAUAUUCAUUGAAUGACGGUUUAGUCGUGCAAAUGGCAAGAUCUGAUCCUUACCCUUCCAGACGUGGCCGAGGAGGUUAUCCAAGAGGUGGAUACGGUUAUGGAAGAGGUGGUUACUCCAGAGGUGGAUAUGACUACGGAUAUGACGAUGGAUAUGGAUAUGGUGGCUACGAAAGAGGAGGUUAUGGUAGAGGAGGUUAUGGAUAUGGUGGAUAUGGUAGAGGAGGAUAUGAAUCAAGAGGAAGAGGCUACGAUAGAGGUGGAUAUGGAGGAUCAUAUAGGGGAAGAGGUGGAUAUGGCAGAGGUGGAUAUGAAGGAAGAGGUGGUUACGAAGGAAGAGGUGGUUACGAAGGAAGAGGUGGUUACGAAGGAAGAGGUGGCUACGAAGGAAGAGGAUAUGAAACAAGAGGAGGUUAUGAAAGCAGAGUUGGUAAUGAAGGUAGAGGAAGAGGUGAAAGAGAUUCUUACGAAGGCACAGCUAGUGGCUCCGGAUCAAGGGGGAAUUAUUCAAGAUCUCCCUCAAGGUCGCCCACAAGAGAUAGAUCAAGAUCACCUGAUAGAUCUUAA